Molecule: messenger RNA, 852 nt
Organism: Leishmania braziliensis MHOM/BR/75/M2904
Lineage: Eukaryota; Euglenozoa; Kinetoplastea; Trypanosomatida; Trypanosomatidae
Source: the annotation of a RefSeq genome assembly
UCGACAGAAUGCCACUGCAGUCCAUCGGCGCAAUACUGCCGGGUCCUCCGAAGACGAAGGGAAAGCUGGUCGUGUUGCAGGACCUUCUCUCGCGCCUCAAGACUCCGUGACACAGUGGCUCGUAACCAAGGACAACGCCAUUCUGGUGAGGACUGUUUCCCUCACAUCGGACGACAAGGUGCUUAAGUACACGCCCCCGAGUAAGUCGAAGCGCUACUGUUGCUCUUCUGGGACCCCGACGAGGUGGCGAGCAUGGACCUGGCGAGCAAGAUCGCACAGACUUACUACAAGGAGUUUCUUGGGCAGACCUCGCGUAUGAUGGUACGCGUCUACCCGAAGAGUAUUCAUAUCGGCUCCUCCAACUACAACGUGUCCACCGCAUGGUCCGCCGGGGCACAGUUGGUAGCACUUAGCUACCAGACGUGGGACGACGACAUGUUUUCACUGAAUAAGGGCUGCGGCUACGUUCUGAAGCCGAAGUACCUGCGCGACCCAUCGAGUAAGGCAAAGGCAAACGCCCUGCACCACCAGCUGUCACUGUGCGAGCGAAACGCAGAUUCCCAAGCCUUUUUUUUGCAAAAGAAGGGCGACAUUGCUGAUCCGUGCGUGAGACUGUCGAUCAACAAGCGCCACCGCACAGCGGUGAAGACAGCAGUGGUAUGCAACAAUGGCUUGAACCCAUCCUGGAUGGAGACAUUCACCUUCACCUGCGAGAAUAAGGAGGUGAUCUUGCUAACUGUCAAGGCCAUGGACGAGGACACAGCAUCUACAAGCGACGCUGUGGGUGAGAUGGUCACGCCAGUGCGUACUCUGCACCCCGGCUGCCGUGCUGUUUCCAUGAAGCUGCGCUAG